UUCUUUAUCUUAUCAAAUAUCGGCUACGAAGUGGCAACUGCACUUUUCAGUUUGUGGAAGAAGAAAUUAGUAGUUAGUAGUUACUUAUCCUGAAGUUGUACUGAUUACAGUCCAGUACGAUCAUUGUUCUUAAGGUCUAUUCAGAAUGGAUGACAUCUUUGAAGAGUUUAGGGAGCAGGAUGAUUUGAGAGAUAUAGAGGAAAUACAAGAUAUUGAAGCCGAAGAAGCUAUAGAAGUGCCAGCCAAUGAUGAUGCCGAUGGGGCAAAUGUUGAGGAAGAAGAGUCAAAAAGAGUCCAGCCUAAAGUGAGAAAAGUAAGCAGGCCAAGGCAGAAAUUGGAUGCGCCAAGGUUGACUGGCCCUCGAGGAUUAGGAGCGAUCAUGUCGGCAUUUGAAAACAUCAAGUUCAAGGGUAAAGGUUACGAGCUUGACGAUUUGACCAACGUUCUUACCAGGCUGCAACAUUGGGCCCAUAGGCUGUACCCUAAUUUCAGUUUUGAAGACUGCAUCGACAAGAUAGAAGAGCUGGGCUCUAAAAAGCCGGUGUUUAGAGCAAUGGAAUCGUUAAGAUUGGGAGCUGCCGAUGGGUCGGUGGUGCAUCACGAAGAUGAAGAAGAGCCCGCUUCUGAAUCCAUUGUCGAAGAUCCUUUUGAUAAACUGCUCCCGACAAAAAUUCCUCCACAGCCAACAACACUAACAGAAGAACAAAAGGCAAGGAUGCUUAAAAACAGGCUGUUAGCAGAAGAGAGAAGAAUGGCUAGGAUAAAGGCAGCAAAUGAAAAACCGUUAACAGAGACAUAAAAAAAAUUCUUCUCCCUUUUUUU
Messenger RNA from Cimex lectularius (bed bug), 822 nucleotides. RefSeq names its product TIMELESS-interacting protein. Gene Ontology annotation, molecular function: DNA binding. NCBI's taxonomy places the organism in Eukaryota, Metazoa, Arthropoda, Insecta, Hemiptera, Cimicidae. The record is from RefSeq and is a predicted model, not a curated record. Gene Ontology annotation, biological process: replication fork processing; DNA replication checkpoint signaling; DNA damage response. The transcript is spliced from 2 exons. The coding region runs from base 146 to 799 and encodes 217 amino acids. Gene Ontology annotation, cellular component: replication fork protection complex; nucleus.